Phytomonas sp. EM1 is the source of this 3768-nucleotide messenger RNA. NCBI's taxonomy places the organism in Eukaryota, Euglenozoa, Kinetoplastea, Trypanosomatida, Trypanosomatidae. The record is from the annotation of a GenBank genome assembly.
AUGGCCAAAGAUGACGCGAAGCGAAAGGCAAACAAAACAACCUGUUUUUUCCCGGAGUUUCCUCCGAGUAGCACCCCCCCUCAGAGCGCCUGCCAUCAUCGUAGCGUGAGCUCCUCGUUGGAGCAGCUCCAUGGCAACGGCGUGGGGAGCCUGACCGCAUCGCGUGAAACGAGCUCUCGCUACGUCUACACCAAUAAUCGAAUGCACCCCAUCAUUCUCAAUCGCUACGCGCGCUAUUUACGCCGUCGACAACAAGCAAAAGGAAUGCUACCACGCAAAUCAAAAGCUAACGCGAACGGCUCCCCUAAAAGCGAGGAUGACGAGGAGGAGUUGUCGGAUUCGAAAAGCGUCUUUCCAACGGGUGGGGAACGCAAAAAACACGACAUUUUGCAGGAUUGGCAGCCCUGCCUCCACGAUAGUUUCGGCAACCUCGCGUAUCAUCGACUAUUUCAUACGGAUCCCUUCGCGGUACCGCGGGUGGGCGACUCCCCCGCAGGGGAGGACCUCCACGAAACGCUUUCCGCCGAUUGUGGCAACUUCGAACCCCAUCGCGAGCUCCAAGACACCCCGAUUAAAAUGGAAAAACCCCCUGGCGCCCAUAGCAAGACCGCCUUCACCAAAAAACUCUCCUUCUUGCACAAUCGCGAUUUUUGGGUUCUUCUUCGCUACUCCAUACGACUGGCGUUGAUCGGGGUGCUUUUUCCGGCGCUUUUGGUGUAUUUUAAGCUCGGCAACGGGGAGUUUUUCACCCUCACGUACGUCCUCUCCGGCGUGCUCAUCUCCGCGAGUAUGAGUGUUGGGCAGAUGAACGCGUUUAUUAUGCAAUACAUCAAAGCCACGAUGAUGUGGCUUCCCCUCGCGUUGAUUUGCGCUGCGGCGAAGUUGGGCCACCACACGAUCGCGUGGUUCGUCGUCUACGUCGUGUUGAUGUUUCUGUCAGCCUUUUUGAACGUCAACAUUACCCGACGGAUGAGUUUGUUCCUGCUGAACGUCGCCCUCGUGGCGAUUCUCGCGGGGAAUGAAUCGAUCCUGCAGCCGUUUAUUAUUCUGGGGAACUGGUCGACCGGGGUGGCGUUCUCGAUGUUGACGAUUCUCCUGCCAUACCCCGUUCUCGCCGCGAGCGAUGCCACGCGGACGUUGGAGCGGAUUUUGGAGGAUACCUCCACCUGUUUUGACGGGAUGCUCUCCUGUUUCUGGGCGGAAAACAACACGGAGCGAAGUAUGUUCAUGGUGCACAUCCGCUACCUUGUUCGGGCGAUCGACUUCUUUAUCGAGGAGUUCGAAACACACAACGCGAAUAGCUUUUACGAAAUCCUCUUCUUCGACACCUAUGAGCGGUAUGAGGUACGGGAGGAAAAGGCGAAGCUGCUGUGGAAGCUCAAGAUGAAUCUGCGCACGAUGGAGCGGGUGAUUAACGCGCUGCAGGAGCGCCCACAGAUCCUCACGAGUUGCCAGCGCUCAUGGAUCUUUAAAAAGCAACUCUCAAAGCCGAUUCAGGAGGUAACGAAGGCGACCGGGGAGCUGUUGCUGAAUAUUAGUCGUGCAAAGACCUACACAGCGCUACGAAACGCGCACGAGUUUUUCGAAUCCGCUGGAAAAUCCAUCAAGAGGCUGCAAGAAGAGUUCGAAGCGGCGCAGAAGACCGCGUUGUACGAAAACGAAGAGGAGAUCUUUUCGGAUACCCAUCGAAUGGAGGAGUUCCUACCUCUUUUCUCAUUUUUUAUCUUUUCUAUUGUCAAUUUUUGGAACGUGCUGGAUAACUUCAAAGGCAACGUCAACCGCCAUGAGGACGCACAUAACUGGCGCGUAACCCUCGGUUUGGUCUUCACCUCCAUAAAAAAUACCCUGGGUGGGAAUGUAACGCUGCUUCGGAAUUUGAUUAUCUACCGCGCGGAGACGGAGUGUCGGAUUUUCAUCGAAGCCUUCAAAGUCAGCCUCGCGAUGCUGCUUGCCGUUAUUUUUUUCUACAACGUGAAUAGCAAAAUGCUGUUGCUGUCAGGGCCAACGAUUAUCGCGUUCGUUUCGGGGAUGAAUCCGGUGGAGGCCGUGCACGCGAGCGGGGCGCGCCUGACUGGCACCCUCAUCGGCUCCGUCAUUGGUUUUUUCGGCGUUACGCUUCUUAAAAAGCGCAUUUCACGGAUUAUCGCGAUCUGCGUGGUGGUUUUCGUGAUGAGUUUCGGACGGCUGAAUCACGAUGUGGCGCCAAUCUGCGGGAGCUGCACCUUCGUCGCGGUGACGCUCCUCAGCUCCACCUUUGAAGGGGCCGAUUACACAAUCAGUCGAAUUCAACAAAACACAUUUUCGAUUUUCAUCUACUGCUUCAUCAGUGUCUCCAUCCUCCCCCUCAGCCCGGGUGAGGUGCUGUAUGAAAAGCGGCUUGAAGCCCUGAAGCUUGGAAGCCAAUCGUUUAAAAAAAUUAUGGGGUUGUUAUACGAAGCCGCCUCCUACCACAAGGAUAUCACCGAAAAACGCCUGAAGAUGAAGGAAAGGCAUGGAACGAACGGGGAAAACUCCACCCAUUCCAACUUCACCGUCACGAAUGCCGCCAACGAGACUUCGGAUGACCUUGUGGAGGAAAAACCACCGCAAAGUCUGUCGUGGUUCGCGUCGAUUUUUGCCUUUCGUCGACCAACGCAGAACGAAGAAUCCCCCCCUGCCCCACGCAGAGAAACUAACGACGAAAAAUCCAACACCUUCAUCGUUCCCGUUGACUUCAACGUAACCGGAGGGAAGGAGGAGGAAAACGCGAAAAACUCCGAUCUCCACCGAUCCCUCAUGCCACGCGCCUUUUUCAAGGAUCAAGAGGAUACGAAGGUUGCGGAUAUUCUCGAUACCAUUUUCGAAAUGCUCCACCUCGUGAUCUCGACGAAAUCGAUUAUGGAGUACGCGGCGAUCGAGUUUAGCAUCUUUCCACAUAUCUACCCGGUUCGCGCGACGGGGGAUGUUCACAUCGCGCUCUAUCGCCUGUGUGUGUUGUUAUAUACCAUGGCGUGUAGCUGGGAGCGGAUGCGCGCGAAAGGAUAUUUCACGGAGGAUAUGAUUCACGUCUUUCAUAAUUUGAUGCCGCUUGGGAACGACCUAACGGAGUGUUUUGAACGUUUCGUCUACGUUUGCGAUCUCUAUGUGCGGAACCCCUCCCCGGAGCUUUGCUCGGAGAUGAUGAAAGGCGUUACCCAGUUUCGAAAGAUGUGCUCGGAGAUGAGUGAUCGCACCGAGUACGAUCUCCUCGAGGUGAUUCGCAAAGUCAUCUCCGAGAUGAUUCUCCAGAAAUACGUGAACGAUGAGGCGAUGGAGGAUCUUGACGAAAAAGGAGGAGACGGAAGUGGAAGAAGUGGCGGGGAUUUGAACGGUUUUGCCCCCGAGAUGGGGGAUGACAACCACCCGAUGAUGGCUGAAUUGUCGCCGCAUUCCGAUCGAAAUAGCGUGCUGAACGUCCACAACAGAACGAUGAUUUUUAAACCCCAAAGCGCGGAUAGAAAUGUUCAAAAGCGCAUCCCCUACGGCGAGGAACCGAAUAACGCGCGAAGGGAAAAAUCCCACAUGGCGAGCGAUCCCCCUGCGGUGCAAUCCCCCUCUACGUUCUUUUCCACCCGCUCGACGUGUGGAAGCUCGAGUUCGAAUUUUAUCCAUCUCGAUAACAGCUUUGUGAUGCCAACGACGGCACUCGAUUUCGAAGGGUUACAUACCUUCACGUUGACGUUGAUUAUGUUCGGGCGGGAGCUCCGGAAGGUGUUGUUUGGCUUGGAAGAGAUGCUUCAAAGUGUUUAA